Panicum hallii is the source of this 1504-nucleotide messenger RNA. RefSeq names its product fructokinase-1. Lineage: Eukaryota; Viridiplantae; Streptophyta; Magnoliopsida; Poales; Poaceae. Gene Ontology annotation, biological process: fructose metabolic process. Gene Ontology annotation, cellular component: cytosol. Gene Ontology annotation, molecular function: fructokinase activity. The transcript is spliced from 4 exons. The record is from RefSeq and is a predicted model, not a curated record. Bases 204 to 1175 code for a protein of 323 amino acids.
UACCCUGCAGAGCCCAACACGGCUGCGGCCGCGCACCACCAUCUCCUCCUCGCCGCGCCUCCACCCCGAGCAACCAACCCCCCCUGCCUCCUCUAUAUAACACGCCGCCUCGCCACCUCACCAGAAAAUUCCCCACACGCGCCCACCCUCCUCCCCCUCUCUUUCCACCCCUCUGCGUCCGUGCGCUGUGUUGUUGGGGGGCAAUGGCUGGCGGGCGGGAGCUGGUGGUGAGUUUCGGGGAGAUGCUGAUAGACUUCGUGCCGACGGUGGCGGGGGUGUCGCUCGCGGAGGCGCCGGCCUUCCUCAAGGCCCCCGGGGGCGCGCCAGCCAACGUCGCCAUCGCCGUCUCGCGCCUCGGCGGCGGGGCCGCCUUCGUCGGCAAGCUCGGCGACGACGAGUUCGGCCGCAUGCUCGCGGCCAUCCUCCGCGACAACGGCGUCGACGACGGCGGCGUCGUCUUCGACGCGGGCGCGCGCACCGCGCUCGCCUUCGUCACCCUGCGCGCCGACGGGGAGCGCGAGUUCAUGUUCUACCGCAACCCCAGCGCCGACAUGCUCCUCACCGCCGCCGAGCUCAACGUCGAGCUCAUCAAGAGGGCUGCAGUCUUUCACUACGGAUCAAUAAGCUUGAUUGCUGAGCCUUGCCGGUCAGCACAUCUCCGUGCGAUGGAGAUUGCCAAAGAGGCCGGUGCACUGCUCUCUUAUGACCCAAACCUGAGGGAGGCAUUGUGGCCAUCCCGUGAGGAGGCCCGCACCAAGAUCUUGAGUAUCUGGGACCAGGCAGACAUUGUCAAGGUCAGCGAAGUCGAGCUUGAGUUCUUGACAGGCAUUGACUCAGUGGAGGAUGAUGUUGUCAUGAAGCUGUGGCGGCCUACCAUGAAGCUGCUCCUGGUGACUCUUGGAGAUCAAGGAUGCAAGUACUAUGCCAGGGAUUUCCGUGGAGCUGUCCCUUCCUUCAAAGUACAGCAAGUUGAUACAACAGGUGCAGGUGAUGCAUUCGUUGGUGCUCUGCUCCGAAAGAUCGUCCAAGAUCCAUCCUCUCUACAAGAUCAGAAGAAGCUUGAGGAGGCGAUUAAAUUCGCCAAUGCGUGUGGAGCAAUCACCACCACGAAGAAAGGGGCGAUCCCGUCACUGCCUGCUGAAACUGAGGUCUUGCAGCUAAUAGCGAAGGCAUAGGUCACCCUGUUUGCUAUGGUUUUCACUAGCUUCGACUUCUGCAAAUUGUAUUGUAUGCUGAUAUCGAUCGGAAGAAAAGCGGGUGCUCCGAGACACCAGCCCUUUUUGUUUGCCCUACUUCCCUUCUUGAAAGGGUGUUUUGUUUCUAGUUCUAGAAUUCUACUUGCAAUAAGCAGAGCCUUUUAUAUCACAGUGCAUUUGAUACGGUCAAGUAAUGAAUUCAUAAUUGUAGCAUUUUUUUUCCUUCAAAAUUUCGUUGAAUUCUUGUUCCAGUGGUGUAUGAAUUUCCUUUGGGGUUCCAUAUGCAAUGUGAUAUUUGCUCCGGAUAA